Phycomyces blakesleeanus NRRL 1555(-) is the source of this 282-nucleotide messenger RNA. RefSeq lists its product as hypothetical. The annotation marks the transcript as partial. Gene Ontology annotation, biological process: cellular response to oxidative stress. Gene Ontology annotation, molecular function: glutathione disulfide oxidoreductase activity. The transcript has a single exon. The record is from RefSeq and is a predicted model, not a curated record. Lineage: Eukaryota; Fungi; Mucoromycota; Mucoromycetes; Mucorales; Phycomycetaceae. Gene Ontology annotation, cellular component: cytoplasm.
CAUAAAACUGUACAGAUCUUUAGCAAGAGCUAUUGCCCUUAUUGUACCCGUGCCAAGGAUAUAUUUGAUGAUCUCGACGUUGACUACAAGGCACUCGAACUGAACGAUCACCCUGAAGGACCUUCUAUUCAACAAGCACUCCAAGAACUCACCAGUCAAAAGACGGUGCCUAACAUUUUUGUGAACCAGAAACAUAUUGGUGGUUAUGAUGCAUUGAAGUCUGCUUUGGACUCUGGAAAGCUCCAAACCAUUUUGAAGAACUCUCCUUCUGCAAAAUUGUAA